CGAUCGUGCCCUUUCUACUCCGGAGCCUCCGAGAGAGGUGUUCAAAAACCAACCCAUCGAGGCAGGCGUUGUUCUUUUGCCGCUCUUUGAGUUCACGAGGAUCAAUCCAACUUUCCCUCUGAUCUUGAUUGCGCCGCCAGAGACCAAAUCCAGCUCAGAGUCGUCCCCACCAGCUACGCUCAUAUCGCUUUCGUCUUACGUGUUGACCCACGCAUCUUCGACGUCUUCACCGCGCGCUAUCGGAUACGCGAAUUUGUGUCUCAACAUUCUCUUAUGUUUGGUGCAAAACAACGGCGUUCUGAUCGCCUUUUCACAACCAAGCGAUGAGAAAAUUCGACUGUGUCGGCAGCGGCCACCUGUUUUACCUGUUCCUGGACCAAAACGACCACCGUUGUGCGCCAUACUAGACUGCUGCGUCCUCUGGCUGAGGCAUAACCUACAUAAGAGGUUGGAGGUGCA
Mycena citricolor is the source of this 459-nucleotide messenger RNA. Lineage: Eukaryota; Fungi; Basidiomycota; Agaricomycetes; Agaricales; Mycenaceae. The record is from the annotation of a GenBank genome assembly.